Molecule: messenger RNA, 231 nt
Organism: Ustilaginoidea virens
Lineage: Eukaryota; Fungi; Ascomycota; Sordariomycetes; Hypocreales; Clavicipitaceae
Exons: 3
Coding region: 1-231 (76 amino acids)
Source: RefSeq, a predicted model, not a curated record
AUGAUCCCGGCGAGUGGGAUAUUUAUGAAUAUGUAUAACCAGUGUCACUAUUAUCCACGUAUUGCCUUUGACAAGUGUAGCAGCGCGACUGUUUGGCAGGAUCGCCUCACCGGCGGCCGUCUUGUAAAGCCGUCGCGGUUUCUUCGAAAAGCUUCCAGCAUCUGUGCGUCUGGUGUGGGCAAUGGCGACGACACAGCGGGCAUCAAGACGCUCCCUCCAGCAUCGCGGUAA